CGAGUUGGGAGACCAAAGAAGACUUGAAAAAGAAAAGUAGAGAGCGAGGCAACAGACGUCGAAACCACAUGGACCCAACUGAAGGGGGCUGCCCAAAACCUGGUCCGCUGGCGAGUUGUUGUUGCGGUCCUAUAUGUUCCUCAAAGGAGCAACAAGGAAUAAACUAAAACAAUCCUUCGUUUAAGCUUUCUGAAUCUCGACUAGCAUGGGGUCGUAGGACGAAGUGUUAUUUGAAGAAGGAUUAUUCAAGAAGGACGGGACUCAUCUAUAUAUGUUACUUUCCUUAAUUUUGUUCCUAUCUCAAGUAGUCUGAUUCCCAAAUGGUUUGUCAUUUCUGCUUUCGUUUCAGCUAAAUAGUAAGCAGACACACAGGGAGAAUGUCCCACAACAAUUCUGAAGAAGAGGAAGGCUAUGAGAUCCUGGAUGUCAGUGGGUCAAAUCAUAAUGCCCUUCAAAAGGUCUUGAGUGACCUGAUAGGUCCCAACCAAUCAGUCAUGAAACAGGUUGUUGUUGGAAGUAUUUCAGGAAUGUUGUCAGGGUUUCUGUUUGCAAAGGUAGGCAAAUUGGCUGCAGGUACAUUGGGAGGUACAGUCCUUCUGAUACAGAUUGCACACCACCAAGGCUUCAUAAAAAUCAACUGGGAUCGUGUACAGGAAACUGCAGAGCAAGCACGUCGUGAAAUUCAACGUAAAACUCACCAUACGUAUCCAAGUAUGGCACGCAGUGUGCAAGAGUUUGUGAAAAACAAUGUUUUCCUAGCUGUUGGAUUUGGUGGUGGAUUUCUUUGUGGGAUGAGUUUUUAAAAGUUUGCUGAUUGCAGAAAUAUGCAUGUAGUACUUUUUAGUGUCGGGAAUUGCCAGUCAUCACAUGGUGAAAAUAGGGUUACAAAUUCAUAGGCAGAGUAGCAUGGUCUUCACCUGUACAAAUAAAUAUAUCACAAAUCUGCUUCCGGUGGGAAAUGGCUCUCAGUGGAAGUAAUGUAAAUACAUGUAGUGACCUAGUAUUGUCACCAAGUUAUUUCUUUCCUACUUUAUUUCAUAGAAGCAUUUUCCAUUUACAUUAUGCAGCCUGCCCUUUGUCAAGUAGCUUAAUUUCUGCAGUGUAUAUUGUUUGGUGGGUACAUAACACUGCAUGUUGACAGUAUCAUUGCACAAGAAGAAUCUCAUUUAAUAAUAUGUUGCUCAUGAAGCUCAUAAAGCAAAUUCAGCAGUACUACAUUGAUGUAGUGCGGAGUUAAAAUGCAAACACUUAUCAGAAAAGUUCUCAUGCUGUUUUACAUUAAAUCUCAAGACCAGAAUACCUAGACCUGCUGGUCUUUUCCCACCCUUGUUUUUUGUUUUUCGAAAGGUUUUGGUUGUCCAUCUGGAUCUUGUAAAGUAUUUGUCAAAUCAAGUUUACAUGAAUUAAAAAAAAAAGUAAAGUAGUACAGAGAGAAAGAGUGUGUGUGCACAGUGUAAAUAUAUACUGGGUAUUCCAAAAGUCCCCUUACAGUUUAAAUUUUAAAAUGAAUAAAAGGUACAAUUUACAAUAAACAUUUUAUUGAAGUUCUGAACCAUUAGUUUUUGUUGGUUUGUUUAAAGGCCGUUAUACAUUAUAUUUACAUAUUCAUAGUUUACAUGCUUUUUCACCUAAUAACACAGAACCAAAUGUGGUUGAAUGGGAUUUUCCGACUUCAAAAAAUAGAUAUAAGUAUAAAUACAUGAAACAAAUAAUGCUUCUUUGUGUAACACCUCACUAGGCUCAGUUGCAUGAUAUUCCCCAUGUGAGCAUGCACCCAUAGAUAUAAAAAGUAAUGAGGGGGAUAAAAAAAACUGCAUCCAGUAAAACAAAUAAUGGUUGGCCCUGCCAAAGAAAGGAGUACCGGAGCCAAGAUCUGAACCCGAUUUUGUCAGUGAUAGGCAUGGUGGCACCAACCACUCCAUUUAAUUAUCUCUUUUUUCACUGCUUAAUGUUUUGCUGUUUAGAAGUAAAGGACCAAUAUGCAAGUCAGUAGAUGCAUGAGUAGGACUUAAUACAUUCUAUGCCUUUCUAUAAGAAGUGCAACAUGUAUAAAAAUAGCUUAUUGAGAUGAAAAAAAAAUCAGAUACUCCUUUUUUAUCUCGCGAUGUUGUCUUUGAUGAAUUUGUAAAUUUCCUUUUUAAUUGAUGUCUUGCAUGUGAUUCAGAGGAAGUUAAAAUGAAAACCAGCUCAUUUUCAACAAACUUUUUUUUUCAAUGCAAAGAUAAUGUCACUGCAGUGGAAGAUAAAAUUUCUUUGUAAUUAGCUACAUUUUAGUAACAAUAAUUGUAAAAUGAUACCGUAAUUCUUUUUCUUUGUAUAUUUGUGUAUAUGUUAAUAGCUAGAAUAUUGUCCUCUUUCAUAUGAGGGCUUUUGGCUGAGAGUGGGGCUGAGUAUGUUGUCCUCUACGAUGCGAGUGCUUUUGUUGGCUGGAUAAUUAGAAUGUUGCAUAUGGAGUGUGUUUUGCACAUGAGCAUUAAAAUGUAUGUCACCAGCAUAAA
Pomacea canaliculata is the source of this 2498-nucleotide messenger RNA. RefSeq names its product FUN14 domain-containing protein 1-like. Gene Ontology annotation, cellular component: mitochondrial outer membrane. Bases 378 to 803 code for a protein of 141 amino acids. The transcript is spliced from 5 exons. Gene Ontology annotation, biological process: autophagy of mitochondrion. NCBI's taxonomy places the organism in Eukaryota, Metazoa, Mollusca, Gastropoda, Architaenioglossa, Ampullariidae. The record is from RefSeq and is a predicted model, not a curated record.